Molecule: messenger RNA, 3960 nt
Organism: Struthio camelus australis
Lineage: Eukaryota; Metazoa; Chordata; Aves; Struthioniformes; Struthionidae
Gene: TCAF2
Product: TRPM8 channel associated factor 2
Biological process (GO): positive regulation of protein targeting to membrane
Cellular component (GO): plasma membrane
Molecular function (GO): transmembrane transporter binding
Source: RefSeq, a predicted model, not a curated record
GCCGGGGCCGGGGCCGGCCUUCGCGCUCCUCCGCGCCGGCCCAACCGCGCCACCUUUGGAAGGUAUACAUUAUUGGAGGUUUAUGUGAUGUUGUUCUUGGUGUUGAAGGAGGAUGGAGAAGCAUGUGAACACACCUGGGACCAGAAACACACCUGAGUCCAGAAAGUCAUUGUUCCCAUCUUCAGGAAAGCACAGGACUGCAGUAAGCGGAGGAGGCUCCCACGUUUGAAUUAAUGAGUCUUCCUGUGAGAAGCAGAUACACUGAUGAAGCUGCAGAUCCUUCCUAUAAACAGUCUGUUACACAGCAGCCCCGGCUCAGCAGCAGGGAUAAUUUUGCUGAAGAAGAAAAACUUUCACACUGGAGGAGCCUAAAUAGAGCAUGUUUCACCUGUAGACCUCAAAGGGCUUGGGAAUUGAGAUAUGAGUGACCUGAAGAUGAAACUCUCUGCCGUCUAUGAGCUGUUAGUGGAUGGUGUUGGGCCAUGGGACUUCACUGGAGGUUUUGUUCCUUGUGAGCUGCUGCUUACUGGAAAGGAUGCCUACCCUGUGCUUGUGAGCUCUCAGAAACAAGUUCUGAUCGCUGUUUCACGGUAUGGGAAGGGCCGGAUGGUGGUUGUUUCGCAUGAGGGAAUCUUGAAGGACUGCAAGUUUUCCCGGUUCCUCAGAAAUGCUGUGGACUGGCUCAAGCCCUCCCCUGGGGCCCUGGUUGGGGUCCAUCAUCGUUUGGAUUCCCUCUCCCAGCUGCUCCUCAGUGCUGGCACCAAAGUACAGGCUGGGGCAGAGCUCAGCACCCCUCUAGGGGUGUACUGUAUGGAUGCCUAUGACAGUACUCACGCAAAGACCCUGAUUCACUUUGUAAAGGAAGGUGGGGGCCUGCUCAUUGGAGGCCAGGCCUGGUACUGGGCUAGUCAACAUGGCAAGGAGAAGGUGCUGUUUGAAUUUCCUGGGAACCAGGUGACCAGUGUGGCUGGUGUGUACUUCACGGCAAACACUGUGGGAAAGGGGAUCCUCAAAGUUGCGAAGAAGAUACCAAAGAUUCCCUUACUUGUCCCACAUCAUGCCAACCUCAGCCUUGACGCUGAGUUUCUCCUGCGUGGUGUGUCAGAGCUGGAUGUUGUGACAGGGGGCCUACCCUCCAUCUUACUGGUGCAUGGUAUACUCUCCUUCCCACUCUGCCUGGACAGCUCACACCGCUGCCUCUUAGCUGCAGCACGCUAUGGCAAAGGGCGUGUUGUGGUGGCAACUCAUGAGAGUCAGCUGUCCUCCCCAAAGCUGGCUGGAUUCCUGCUCAAUGCUGUGCAGUGGCUGGAUGCAGGGAGGAAGGGGCUGGUUGGUGUGGAUGUCAACCUGAAGAGACUGUGUAACCUGUUCUCUCAAGGAGAGGUGAAGUUCCAGGUGUCACACCUGACAAGCGAUAUGAGUGUGUACUGCUGCCCUUCUUACAGCGACAGAGAGGUGGAGAAGAUUCAUGCUUUUGUGGCAGAGGGAGGUGGCCUGCUGACUGGAGGUCAGGCCUGGUACUGGGCUUCCCAGAACCACAGCAAAGCUGCUGUGGCAGAAUAUCCUGGCAACAAAAUCCUCAACCACUUUGGGCUCAGCAUCCUGGGUCUAAAUGUCCAAGCAGCUAAGUACUCAGCUGUGGUGCCUGGGGAGCACUACCACUUCCGCAAGGCUCUCUCUCUUUUCCAGAGGCAUGUAGACAAGGCUGAGGAGCUCAAAGCUCCCUUGAAGGACUGGCUGCAAAGACUGACGCAAGACUGCGCUGCCUUUCUGCGCAUCCCAGCCGAAGACUGCCCUGCGUAUGCCUCGCUCCACCGCAUCCUGACUAAAGUGCUUCGCAGAAGUGGGAUCCCACAUGUCAGCAGGCACUGCCCUGUCCAGAGCAACUCCAAAGAGGCAGCCCUUCUCUGUAUGGCAACUGAGCUGUCCUGUGCCAUGAUGGACUGUGCGGCCUUAGUGCAGAAACCUGCCAGUGGGGUCGGUGACCUACCUGUUACUGUGGAAAUUGAUGGCACAAACCCAGGCAGGACAGCCUGGAGGAGUACGGGACUCUAUCUCCCUGAAGGACAUACGGCAGUUAUAACGUUCCCUAGCAUGGUGGUUGGUGCUGGUCUGCAGGUGCAGAUUGGAUGUCAUACAGAUGAUCUCUCUCAUGCCACAGAGCUGAAACGGGCCCCAGUGGUGAUACGCACCUGUAAUAUUACCUGCCAGAAACAGUCUGUUUCCUGCCUCUGGGGUGGCCUUAUUUACAUCACAGUACCAGGAAAGAGCAUCCUGGGGAAAGUGUCCAUCAUAGUAGAAGGAGCGGUCAGAGCUCCUUUCUUCAAGCUUGGGGAGACCUGUGAAAGCCAGUGGCAGGCCUGUAUCCGGCAUUACCCUGCUCCCUGGGCAGAAUUAGCAGUUGAGAAUCUUAUCCUGACUGUACCAGCUGACAGCAUUCGCCACAUAGAGAACCCGAAGCCGCUGCUGAGCCUGUGGGAUGAGAUCAUGGUGGCAAUAAGCACGUUGGCAGCUGUACCAUCAAAAUUCCCAAGGCCAGAGAGGAUUGUAACAGAUGUCCAGAUCUCAUAUGUUGCAAUUGUACCUGCUGGAGACGAGGCUGCACAAGGGUUACUGUGGGCAAAGCUUAGCCUGAAAAAACAUGUGUCCGAGCUGAUGGCAAAGCAAAAGCAGAACGUACAUCGCUAUCAAAGCCUGUGAGUUUGUAGUUUUGCACUGAUGCUCCCCCACAUCCCCACGCUAGCUUUUAAAGUUGUAAACUGAGUGCAUUUGAUUUAAAGUCAGUUAGAUGGUAAAUAUGGAACCUUACAAUGCUAUUUUAAUUCAGUUGUAUUUCAAAGCUAGCUGGUUAAAUUCAUCAUCCCACAGUGAGGGCAAGGGCUUGGCAUGAACCCUGAUGUCCUAACCCCUUGCUAGACCACUGGGAAAGAAUUUACUGCACAUCUUGGGAGUGUUAAAUUCUGCUGUCCUGGGAAAAGGCCAGUUUAACUUACCAUAGUCUGCAGACUCAAAAUUCCCUUGUAUUUUGGAUGGUCUAAAUUGUUUGACUCACAUUUUUGGACUUGAACUUUUGGGGUUGCCAGGGGUUGCUAUAGGGUUGCUCCCCUCCUAUGAAAAAAAAGAGGAGUUCAAGAUCUUAAAUAAUUUCUGCAAGAAGGGGUCUGUGAUUCAUGUCCUCUAAGUUGGGUGGUUUACAAGCUUUGUGUUCAGUCAAAGCCAGCUAUGUAGGCUUUCUCUGUGGUGAGUGUAAAGGGCUCUUCAACCCAUCCUAUGAUAGGUGUUUGAGUUUGGGGAGGUGACACUUGUAUGAAUUUUUGGGAAUCUUCAGGAAGGACAAAUCAAGAAUGAAGCCACCCAGGAGACUUGGAUAAAAUCCCUUGCAGUGCCAAAUUCUUGCUCAGCAUGAUGCUGGUAAAUUGUUUAGAUGACAGCUAUUCUGUGAAGUUGAGUGUGACAAACACUGUGAUCUCCCAUGUGUUUCUUCCAGAGUGCUGUCUCUUGAAGUGCGGACCUGCAGUAUCCACACUUUACACAUAAAGAGUCUAGCUCUGCCAGAGUGUAGAAUCACAUUAUUGCAUGGUUGGAUUGGCCUCAGUGUGCUCAGUUUGAGAGAGUACUGGGCAAUGUUUGAGAGUGUUCUGGGCAACGUUCAGGCUUUCUCCUUCCAUCUAAAACAUCAGUGUCGGUCCAACUGUGAAUGUAUGCUUAUGUAUACACAGGCAAGUGGGCAAAACUGCACUUAACUGAUGGUUCAGUGUUACCCUUACACCCCUUAUUUGGCUAUCUGUUAAGGUGAAGUUUGUAGUAUUUCCUUACCUCAAAAAAGAAAAAAAUCAUCACUCCCGGUGAUACAGUGUGGUUUGUGAAAUGGAGCAAAGGCACUAGAGAAACGAAAAAAUGUGGUCAUUUAUAUAUAAGAGGCACUGGGAUAAGAACUUAGGCUGUGUGUUGGUACCUGUC